GGAGAGCAGCUGCCCGCUUUCAAGAUGGAGGAGCCCAGCACGUGGGAUGAGCCGAGCAGCGGCUCGAGUAGCAGUAAUGAGGAAGAUGAGGGCAUGGAAAUGGAGGAGAAGGAGCAAGAAGAAGAGAAGGGUCGAAAGGGAGCUUACGUGCCAGGACAGGGGGCCCCUCCAGCACCUGGGGAAGAACUGGUGAUGGACGAGGGUGCCUAUCGCCUCUAUCAUCGCGCAGGCACAGGUUCCCCUUGUUUGAGCUUUGACAUUUUGCGAGAUGCCCUUGGAGAAAAUCGAACCACCUACCCGCUGAGCCUUCUCCUUUGUGCUGGAACUCAGGCUGAAACUGCCAAUGCCAACAGGCUGAUGGUGAUGAAGAUGCACCACCUCUAUGGGACCAAACGCGCUGGCAAGGAUUCUUCAGAGUCAGAGAGUAGCAGCGACAGUGAAAGUGAUGAAGAUGAAGAGAAAAAACCCCAGCUGGAACUGGCCAUGGUCCCCCAUUAUGGGGGUAUUAACAGAGUUCGGGUGACAGAAUUAGGUGGAUCGCAGGUCGCAGCGGUUUGGUCUGAGAAGGGGCAAGUGGACAUAUACGAUCUACAGCGCCCCCUUGUGGCCCUGUCCGACUCUCAAGCCAUGGCAGCCUUUCUGCGAGAAGAGCAGGCCAAGAUCAAACCUAUCUUCUCAUUCGCUGGGCAUAUGACGGAAGGAUUUGCUAUGGACUGGUCUCCCAAGAAACCAGGGACUCUUUUGACUGGUGAUUGCAACAAGAACAUCCAUCUGUGGACACCCAAGGAAGAUGGAUCAUGGCUUGUAGACCAGCGGCCUUUCACAGCCCACACUGCAUCAGUGGAAGACCUGCAGUGGUCCCCAAAUGAAGCUACGGUUUUUGCUUCCUGCUCAGCGGAUGCCUCCAUCCGCAUCUGGGACACACGGGCGCCACCAGGGAAAGCCUGCAUGCUGACUGCCGGCCAGGCGCAUGAUGCAGACGUCAACGUCAUCAGCUGGAAUCGAAACGAGCCCUUCAUCGUCAGCGGGGGUGAUGAUGGGAUCCUCAGGAUCUGGGACCUCAGGCAGUUCCAGAAAGGGUCAGCUGUUGCCACCUUCAAGCAGCACACAGCACCCAUCACGUCUGUCGAAUGGCACCCUACAGACAGCGGCGUGUUUGCAGCCUCUGGCGCCGAUGACCAGGUGACGCAGUGGGACUUGGCUGUGGAGCGAGACGAGGAGGCAGAGGCCAAGGACCCAGCUUUGGCCUCUAUCCCACCCCAACUGCUGUUUGUUCACCAGGGAGAGAACGACAUUAAAGAGCUGCAUUGGCAUCCACAGUGCCCUGGCACCCUCAUCACCACAGCCCUAUCUGGCUUCAACAUCUUCCGGACUAUCAGCGUCUGAGGGAGAGCGAGGCUUUCAAAAUGGCCGCCUGGGGUUUGUGGACCUGUUGCCGAGGGAGGUGCUAAGCCACCGUAACCUUCGUCGCUUCUUUCGAGAUGGCUGCAAUCUCUCCUCCCUGUGGAGGUGAACCUUCUAAAAAUGGGUUCUUUUGUUGGUUUAAUAACUAUCUUUGCUUUUGGAAUAGUCUUCACAGCUGCCCCGAUUAAGCUUUGCAGUCUUUUGAUGAGGUCAUCACCUCUCCGUGUCAUUCCGUUAAUGAGUGAUAAUGAUUAGAAUAGCCUUUGCUCUGCUUUAUCUACACUCAUUCAUUCCUCGAACAAAUCGGAUGAUUCAGGUCUCAUUUAGAUGUUGCCACUCCACUAUGGGAAAAAUUCAAAACAGACUUAAUGGCUUUCUCUGUGUGUGGAAUCAUCCAGUUGUCCGGGGGGUCCUUUACCUUUUUACGUACAAUGUAUAAAACAGUUUGCAAGCAUCUGCUUAACUGUUCAUCAGAGCCUACCACUGAUGCUGCAGGGGGCGGAGGGGAAGUUGUUUGUAAAGAAUAAUGUAUUUUAAAUAAAUAUAAAUUAUUUUCGA
Messenger RNA from Zootoca vivipara (common lizard), 1962 nucleotides. It is a transcript of the gene GRWD1, whose product is annotated as glutamate rich WD repeat containing 1. The record is from RefSeq and is a predicted model, not a curated record. Gene Ontology annotation, biological process: ribosome biogenesis. Gene Ontology annotation, cellular component: nucleolus. Gene Ontology annotation, molecular function: protein binding. NCBI's taxonomy places the organism in Eukaryota, Metazoa, Chordata, Lepidosauria, Squamata, Lacertidae.